CGACUAAAACUGCAACAAAACAUCCUAGGCAGGGUGUAUGUGAGGCCAGUGAAAAUAUUGACCAGGAUUCCGCGCUAACCAUGCCAACCGAAAACGCUGUAGACGCCGAUUUGAUAUCUGAUUUUGAUGAAUGGCCCGAUUUCUGCGACCAGUUUGAGGAGGCGAGAAUGUCAGCAAUACACAUUAGACCUGACGAAAUGGCAACGGUGCAAAGUGUUGACCGUAGAACGGUGCGCAAAUCACAGUUUGCUAGUACUUUUAGAGCAUAAACGAUCGAAGGAAAAGGCGAAAUGUUUUCUUGCUUCUCCGUGGAACACGCUAGAACACAUUACGCCGGAUCUUACCGUUUCCGUGCAGGCAGUUAAGGACGAAUCGAAUUCCGGUCAUUUUAUCGUCAACAGCACCGAUGGGUUUUUCGUCACCAAUCCAGACCAGCUCAUAUCAGGAACAACAGUAGUAGGAGCGAUGUUUUGCCGGCGCCGUGGGGUUCUGCAGGAAAUGUUUCGUGCAAUUGAUGCGGAUAAUCAGCAGAUGCACAUCGGAACUUUGGCGCAUGAAAUUUUCCAGCAGUGCCUCACGGACGAACAUUGUACUUCUCUCGAGCAUGUGCGGGAAAAAGCUGAAAGUUGGCUCACAUCAAGCAAAACGGUAUCGACACUGUACGCCUACAAGCUAAACACCGCCGAAGCAUUCGACAUACUCGAACCGUACAUCAAUGAGAUUGCAAUCUUUUUGGCGAAACAUGUUCACGGUAGGGAAGGACGAACCCCGUUUGCCCAAGAAGGUGGAAAACGGGAACAAAACGAUACACUUACGAUAGUGAGGAUAAACGAUAUCGAAGAAAACAUUUGGUGUCACCAGCUGGGGAUUAAGGGUCGAAUCGAUGCGACCGUUUCGGUAACGAAUCGCGAACCGCGCACCGAUCAGACGGGUGAUGCCGAGGUGAUGCCGUUGGAGUUGAAAACCGGUCGCGCAAGCUAUUCGUUCGAGCAUUCCGGUCAGCUGGCUUUAUAUGAAUUGAUGAUGAACCUCGUUGGCCACCGCGUCCAGAGUGGACUGUUGGUGUAUUUGCGCGAUGGAAAAGUGACCCGAAUGGUGGGCAAUCGCAAUACCCGACGGGACCUGAUUAUGCUGCGUAAUGAAAUUGCAUACUACAUCGAUCGAUGGAUGAUACGCAAUGAAAGCACGACAAGCAAUCCCCUUGCCUUGCCGCUACUACCCGCCCUGCCAGAGCCAAUCAAUAACCAGCGGGCGUGCGUGAAGUGUCCUUACAAUACAGUGUGCACCGUGAUGGUAGCAAAAGAACCGAAUCAGCCUGCGCGGCCAGAAAGUCACGGGCUUGCGUUGAUCGCAAACGAAGCAUCCGGUCAUCUGACAAAUUCGGUCAUGGACUAUUUUAUUCUCUGGACAGGAUUAAUUUAUUUAGAGCGAGAGGAAUCGCUCAAAGAUUAUGCCGUACGGAAAAUAUGGACAAAAACCCCGGAGGAACGUGUACAAAAGGGUUGGUGCAUGGCAGGUUUGACACUUCUGGAUCCGGUGUGCAAGGCGGACGAUAGCUACUACCACCACUUUUCCAUCGAUUCUCCCACCGCUCCCCCGUCGCACAAUGACUCCCGCCAACCGGGCGCAUCAGGCGUUUUUGAAGCAGGAGAGUACGUUGUUUGCAGCACCUACGAGCGCGUCGCCGUCGCCGCUGGCCACAUUAUAAGCUAUUCUGGCAGUGAAAUUAUUGCUUCGUUCGAGCGUGACCUGAGCGUCAACUAUAGCGGCGAAAAGUUUCUGUUGGAUCGAAGCGACCCGUACAAAUCUGCUGUAUUCAAUUGGAGCAGCUUGGCAAUGCUGCUCGCCAACUCGGACGAAGCGAAUCGCUUGCGCAGAAUCAUCGUCGAUCGGGAAGUGCCCACGUUUACCGAGGGCAUUCUGCCGAAGCCGAUGGUACCGGUAGCAAAGAAGUUACUCGAAAGGCUGAAUCGUCACCAGAAGAUUGCCACGCUGAAGGCGGCCUCGGCGGACAGCUACUGCCUGCUGAAGGGGUUACCCGGAACGGGCAAAACGGAGACCAUUGUCGGACUGAUUCGGCUGCUGGUAGCGCUUGGCCAAACCGUGCUGCUCACUAGCAACACCCACUCGGCGGUUGACAACGUUCUCAAGCGACUCGCCCAGGCCCCGGAACCGAAGUUCAUCCGGCUCGGUUCCCUCGACCGCAUCGAUCCGGCCAUACGGCCCUUUUCGGCUACGGAACUUGGCGACCAGUGCACCACACCGGAGCAACUGUCACAGCUGUACGAACAAUUUAAAGUUGUCGCAGUAACUUGCCUAGGGACGUCGCAUCCUUUGAUGCUGCAACGAACGUUCGACUAUUGCAUCGUUGACGAGGCAACGCAGGUUUUCCAGAGCAGUGUCAUCCGGCCGCUGCUGCGAAGUCGGCGAUUCCUGUUGGUGGGCGAUCCGGAGCAACUACCUCCUGUUAUACGGUCCAACACUGCAAGAUCUCUCGGUGCCACGGAUAGCCUGUUUCAUCGGUUGGACCAACCGGGUGCGUUUUGUAUUCUACCAACCCAGUAUCGAAUGAAUAGCGUACUCACAAAGCUGGCCAACGAUUUCACCUAUGACGGCAACCUGGUUUGCGGCAGUGACGCAGUGGCGAACUCUACAUUGGCCCUUCCCGAUCUCGGUACAAUCCGCCAUAUGUUCGAUGUGGAAAAGUGGGUGAUAAAAACGAUCUCCAAUCAGCUGGCGCUGUCCGCCGUGGCCUUGGAUACGGGCAACAGUUACCAGCUGCACGUAGAGCAAAUGUUUGAGGAGAAAGAGGCCGGUCGAAAGACGAUUUUGAACUGCAAGAACAUACCGGAGGCGGCCCUUGUGGCGUAUAUAUGCAGUGCACUGCUGCGAGCUGGUGUAAUGGGAUCCUCGAUCGGGGUUAUUGCACCGUUUCGUGCGCAAGUUGAACUGAUCCAGCAGCGACUGAGGGGAUUGCAGGAGAAGAUCAGGCAGGCACGGCGACCACUUUCGACCACACAGCUAGCCACUUCCUCGGGGGAACACUCGCACGAGCCAUUUAACGACAUCUCUAGCAUCGAAGUCAAUACGGUGGAUCAAUUUCAAGGCAAAGACAAGAAGUUGAUAAUCUACUCCUGCACCAGAACGUUGGAUCCGGACACGGCUCGAAAGUUACCCAACGAACAAUCAAACGGUGAGGAUGGCAACGAGAUCCUGAAUGAUAAACGCCGGCUCACGGUCGCAAUCACAAGGGCUAAGGAGAAACUGAUCCUGGUCGGUGAUUGGACAAGUCUGGACGCUUAUCCGCCGUUCAAGAAGUUAGCCAACGUCCUUAACACCACUGCUUUCGUCACGCUUCACGACCAGAAAUAUGGCUUCAAUUGGCAAAACGUCCUCGACACAGUGAUGCUGUUUUCCGAUGACAGCGCGUAGUGGGCGCGUAGUGUGCGUUAUUUGUUUUGUUCAUACCAUUUAUUGCAUUAAAGCUAGUAUGCUUUUACACAACCUUUA
This is a messenger RNA of Anopheles coustani, 3510 nucleotides long. RefSeq names its product DNA replication ATP-dependent helicase/nuclease DNA2 (gene Dna2). The record is from RefSeq and is a predicted model, not a curated record. Gene Ontology annotation, cellular component: cytoplasm. NCBI's taxonomy places the organism in Eukaryota, Metazoa, Arthropoda, Insecta, Diptera, Culicidae. Gene Ontology annotation, biological process: replication fork reversal. The coding region runs from base 127 to 3432 and encodes 1101 amino acids. The transcript is spliced from 9 exons. Gene Ontology annotation, molecular function: single-stranded DNA helicase activity; 5'-flap endonuclease activity.